Molecule: messenger RNA, 1480 nt
Organism: Owenia fusiformis
Lineage: Eukaryota; Metazoa; Annelida; Polychaeta; Sabellida; Oweniidae
Source: the annotation of a GenBank genome assembly
GUUAAAUGUAUGUCAACUCUCGUUAACACUUGCGAGGUUUUGCGAGGGCCUUUUGCGAGAUCUGGGAAAAUCAAAAACAUUUGAUUUGAUUUGUAGAGUUCUCUUGUUUUUUCACUUUUCCUGAUGGUGCAUCAUGCGUUUCAGAGCAAAACUUGUAGACAUAGGAUGUAUUCAACAUUUUACAAGAGUGGUGAGCACAAUCGCAAAGCUUGUAAAAGGAUGCACCUUGAGGCUUACAAGCAACAAGAUUUACUUCAUCCUCUCUGAAAGAGUCGCCAAUGGAGGCAUUAGUAUUUGGUGUGAAUUAACUCAGGGACAUUUCUUCAAUGAGUAUCAGAUUGAGGGCCUUAGUGAGGAGUUCAAUGAGAUCUACUUAGAUGUAAUUCCUGAUAAUUUACUGAGAGCCUUGAAAACUGGACAACAGGCUAAAUCUGUGAAGAUUAAACUUACAAAGAAACAUACACCUUGCCUUACAGUUGAAGUGGAAUUGCCAUCACUGAGCAAUCAUUCUAGAUUUGUUACCCACGAUAUUCCUGUAAAUGUGAUUCCAAGGAGGCUGUGGGAUGAUUUUGAAGAGCCAGAAAUGCCUGAUUUUGAUGUGAGCAUCUACAUGCCUCAUCUAAAGACUCUAAGGCAUGUUGUAGAUCGCAUGAAGAAUCUUAGUAAUUUUGUGGUAAUCAGAGCAAAUCAGAAUGGAGAGAUGACACUGAAGAUAGAAACAGAUAUGGCCAGUGUCUCCACACAUUUCAAAGAUCUUACAAAUCCAGAUUGGAGCAAAGACCAAGAUCAGUCACAAAACAGGAACAUACAGACGGACAGUAACCAGUUCAUUCAAGCCAGAAUUGACAUUAGAAAAUUUUCACAAUUUUUGUCGGGUCAACAAGUGAAUCCCCAGAAAGUGAUUUGUAAUAUUGUAGAUAAUAGGAUUAUCCAUUUCUUUGUUUUACACGAGGAUGUUUCAUUACAGUACUUUAUGCCAGUUAUUUCAACUUGACACAGCAAAAUGGAAGUUUUAGUGAAGUUACCAGAUGCGGUCAACACAGCUUUUCUUACUGAAAGUUUACACUGGUACUUGUUUCUCAAAAGUACAUGUAUUGCAAUAUUUGAUUCAUUGAAUUUGAUUGAUAUUCAACAAGAUUUAUUUCAUGAAUAUGGCUGUUUGGAGAAUUGUCUCAUGUCAAGCUCCAAUAUGUAGCCAGCACACAAUGAGAAACAAGAUUUGUGAUAUUUAUACUGAAAUGAUCCGGGCUUAUUUCAUUAAAGGGUGACAGUGCCGAUUUCUGAACCAAAACUGAAAAUAAAUCUUAAACCUGCACCUUGCAUGUUCAAACUUUGUCAUGAAUCUUUUGUGUAAGGAAUUAUUAGUUAUAAAUUUUGACAGGUCGGGUGCACACUGUAAUUUGCACUUAACAUGCUGCUUACUUUUUCAGGUCUUGAUAUUUUCAGGAAAGAAGCUUUGUGUCAAAGUCUGUUAAUGGUG